AUGGACGCUAAACAGAACGAUAAAGAGGUCUCGCUCUAUUUGGGAAACCUAGACCCCAAAGUCGACGAGACACUCCUGUACGAGCUCUUUGUUCAAUUUGCGCCUGUCAAGAGCAUUCGUCUGCCGAAAGAUAAGGUGUUACGCAGACACCAGGGCUACGGGUUUGUUGAAUUCUUCAAUGUCAAGGACUGUGAAUACGUGCUCAAUAUAUGCUCAGGGCUUAGUCUCUACGACAAGGUGCUGCGCGUGAAGAAGCUGAUUGGGGGCCAGACAGAGACUCCCGAGUUAGACGAAGAUAUAGGGCCGGUGGUCUACGUUGGUAAUUUGGACAAACUGGUGGAUUCUGGAAGUAUCAGUGCUACUUUUGCUAAUUUCGGAACGUUCCGUAAGCCGCCGCAGGUCGUUCCUGGAGAAAAGAGCAACCAUGCAUUCAUAUACUACACAGACUUCGAGUCCAGCGACGAGGCUAUCAAGGAGAUGAAUGGCAAGAUAAUCAUGAACCGGCCCAUCAAAAUGGACUAUGCCUACAAGAAGGACUCCAAGGAGAAGCAUGGAGACCGCACAGAGCGUCUUUUAUAUGAAAAAGCCAGGGAGAAUAAUUUUGAGCUGGAACAGUUGAAAAAACGGUGA
Molecule: messenger RNA, 630 nt
Organism: Ogataea parapolymorpha DL-1
Lineage: Eukaryota; Fungi; Ascomycota; Pichiomycetes; Pichiales; Pichiaceae
Product: spliceosome-associated essential protein
Exons: 1
Coding region: 1-630 (209 amino acids)
Biological process (GO): positive regulation of mRNA splicing, via spliceosome
Cellular component (GO): nucleolus; U12-type spliceosomal complex
Molecular function (GO): RNA binding
Source: RefSeq, a predicted model, not a curated record